This is a messenger RNA of Drosophila grimshawi, 3421 nucleotides long. RefSeq lists its product as uncharacterized. NCBI's taxonomy places the organism in Eukaryota, Metazoa, Arthropoda, Insecta, Diptera, Drosophilidae. The coding region runs from base 216 to 3140 and encodes 974 amino acids. The transcript has 9 exons. The record is from RefSeq and is a predicted model, not a curated record.
ACAAUAUUUUCCUUAUUAAAUAUAACUAUUUAAUGUUUAGCUAAUUAAACGAAUAUUAAUGCAAUAACUGCUAAAGCAACGCCCACCACUAACAAUUGGUGAAAGUAGGGAAAGUGAGAGAGAAAAUUGCAACAAAUGCGCGCGCGUUUUUUGCUUGAUGUUGCCGCAUCAUAAAGUGAAAAAGUGCCACAUUUCAAGAGUUGAAGCCGUGGAGAAUGGCAGCAAUUAACUCGCUGAAGAUCAACAACAGCUACGAUUCGGAUCCAUCCACGGGCAGCGCGUCUUCGCUCAGUGAUAACAAUGAUUGCCAAAUAUCUGACGAGGAGAACAUGAAUCUACCAUAUCUGCUUAAGCCCAAAUCACUGAGCACGCCCCAAACAAAUGCUGCCAACAACAACAAAGUGAGUUCCCAGACAAGCAGCCAAGAGUCCCAGUUUCGUGGCUUUGGCGACAGUCCCUAUGGCCAGGUGAAUCAGCAGCUUUAUGGCUCACAGCUGCAGCAUCUGCAAUUGCCCGAACCGAAGGAGCAGCGGCAAUCAGCAAAGCAACCGGAUUCUGCUCCUGGGUUAACCAUUUUCCCACGGUUCUUUAACUGCAUCCUCGAGGAGAAUAGCUGCAAUGCUGUCGAUAUGCCGGCAACUGCAAUUACAACUGGUGCAACUGUUGCAGCAACCACAACAGACACCUUAUCCUUUGAUGGCAAAAUCAAGAGUCUGAGCGAGGCGCCAAGCACAUCGCAGCCGCAAAGCAAGUUGCCACAGCAUGCGGCACAGUUGUCGGAAUCGUUUAUAUACAAGAAAAUCAAUAACGAACGCUCGCCCGACUUGUUUGCGGAUAGUGACGAGGAUGAAUGCGAUGAGCCAUCGGACAAGGGGCUGGGCGCAACGCUCGAGGAUCUGCCCGAGGCGCUGGAGGAGAGUCAAUGCGUCAGCGAGGCGCCAUCGUUGAGUCACAAUGCUAGCGUCCGUUACUCUCUCACAGCGCCCACCGAGUCUAGUUUCGUCGACGAGCAGACAACAAUGGAUGCUCAGCUCGCGAGCAGCGAUCUCCGCCAGCAUUUCAUCGAGAAUUGUCGCCGAGAACGUGAGCUUUACCGUCGCAUACGGCGCUCGUUGCAGGGUGUUCGUCCGCCGCCCACGGUGACCAUGCCGGAUAUCGAUGUGAUCAGCACGGUGGUCAGCAUGAAAGCCACUGUGCUCAACUUUCUAGUUGCACCCACGCUGCCAUCGAGCAUCGAGGACAGUGGCAUCUGUGCCACAGCCUCGCUGCUGAAGCCCACGCACAGCUUGGCCGAAACUCAGUCAAUGAGCUGGCGUGAAGUCCUCGGCGUGCGACAACAUGGACUGAGCUACAACUUAAACAAAGCAGCCGAACAAAAUGAAUACCUCAGCUUGUCGGUGGUAGAGCGUUAUGUGGGCGCAGAGACUGCCACUUCCUAUGUCCGAUCGCCGUCCAGUGCCAAAAAGCGCAAUAUGCGCCUAAAAAUGCUCACAAAAUCACCAGGCAACCGGCUUAGUCACUUGGCCAAGCGGCGAGCCAUAUUCUCAUCGGCCAAUUUGGCCACAAACUCCAUCAAAUUGAACAGUUCCAUUGGACCGCAAAUAAUGUUGGAUAAGAAAAAGGAACGGAAGCGAAAAGCAACACCAAAACGCAAAACACCUGGCAGCAAAAAGAAAGCUCGCAAAACGCCGUCUUCGUCGGCGCGCAAGCGCCUUUAUCGCACCGAUCUCGUCAAGCCUGGUCCAUCGCGUGAAACCUCCAAACGCGCGCUAUUCCAAAGCCCGGCCAAGUCGCUGCAGCAACAACAGCAGCAGACACUAAUACCACCCAAACCGCUCUUCAAGCCAGAGAUUGCGAAUCGCGUGGAGCGGUCAAAGCGAGCACUCUUUUCCCCCGACAAUGGCAGCCAACAGCAGAGUGUGGCAUGUGCCGCUGCUGCUGUUGCUGCUGCUGCCAGCGUUAGCAAUAAGCUGGAGACACUGCUCAAGCGCAAGCGCAACGCUUAUGAGGAUGAUGAUGUCGCCGAGCUGGCGAGUCAGAGCAACAAGCUCUUCCGCGGCAGCAUCGGUUUGACGCCACGCGCUCUCAAGAUAAAGAGUCAGAGCUUUUGCAUUGGAGCUGGUUCCUCCACGACGGCGAUGCAACAAACGCCAAACGCCUCCCUGCAGCAGACGACUACGAGCAGCAUUCGCCUUGGCCACGGCCUCAGUGGCAGCACCAGCAAUUUGGCCAGCUGCAGCACGCCAACUGGCAUCAAAUUGCAACGUGCCCAUUCGGAGAUGAGUGCAACGCCCCAAAGCGCCAUGACGGACAAUCAGCGCAAGAAACUGUUGUGGGCCGUGUCGCAGGCGCUGCAGGACAGAAAGAUAUCCGCCAAACACGAGAAUUUCCGUCAAAAUGCUGCGGACUUGGCGCGCAUUGUUAAGCGCAUCUUUCAGGAGUUCCACCAGGGCCACACCACCAGCAACAGCGAAACUCUGCUGCGGUUGGCCAAAAAGUAUGCGUUCAGCGUGAUAGCUGGCAAGCAACCGGAUGACAUUUAUCUGCAGGCACGCAUCCACGAGAGUGAGGCGAAACGGCAGACAGGCACACGUCUGUCCGGCUACAUUGGACCCGAGGAGUUUGCGCAACGCAAGCUGCUCUUGUCCCAGAGUUCCACAUCGACGCAGCUUAUGCGGAUCGCUGCUGAUGGUGGCUCGAUUCACAAUCUGUUUGGCAGCGAGAACUCCAUCGACUCGUUUGGCUUCAGCCAAUUGAGUCAGGGUACUGUGACAACAUCAGUCUCUGCCUCCGCAUCGCAGUCCAGUUUAAUGGACCGCAUCUCGGAGGAGCUGUUCGCCAAGCAGCGGCAGCCACAGCUGCAGCAUCAGCAACUGCCUAUUCAGCCAAGUCCUUCGCUGCAAAACAGCUCAUCGAAGAGCAAUUUGGGCAGUUUGGCGCUGCGCGAAAAUGUGCACUGCGAGCAGCGACGCUCGGCGCAAAAGAACUUCACCGGCAAGGAUCAGCGCAACAUCAGUCCCUACUACGGUGGCAACAGCAACAGCAACAGUUCCGCCCGCAAGCUGCACAACGUCCCAACGGCAACCAAUGGUGGCGACUCUGGCGCCAAGGCAAAGCGACAAAUUUCAUUUGAUAGCUAAAUUGUAUUUUAUUGUUGCACUUCAAAACGUCCCGGCCUGUUAGAUAUGCUAAUAUUGUAUUUAUUUUUGCAAAAUGUUCCACACUGAUUGGGUUGUUUUUGCUUAGCCUAAUUUAUUUAGUUCGCGGUAAUCGGUUCAUAUUAGAGUACUUUAAUAGAGACUAACGACUAUAUACGUAAAUAUACAAUUAAAAACAUGAACUGCAAUAUUUGUUCGCUGAAAACACAAUCAAUUUGAAAUUUGUAACUGAAAUUGCUACUUAUGAAAAUGAAUACAAAUAU